AUGCUAAAAAGACUUCAAACAACACUUUACAUAUAGUCAUUGUCAAUUUACAUAGGAAUACUAUUUAUUAUUAUAUUCUUGAAAAAUUUGCAUCAAAAUAACAGAAGACUUAGUUAUAAAAUUUUGAUCCUAAUCUAGUCACUUCUAUAAACAAUAUUAUUUUAGUUUAUUUUUAUUAUUUGUGCUUUAUACAUAAAGUACUUGGAUAAAACCCAGCAAUUUAAAGAUUGUUUAGAAAUAGUUUAUAUUAGAGCUCUAUUUUUAUUUUCAGCUAUAAGUUCUAUGCCACCAAUUAUGCAAGUUCUGCUAGAGCAACCAUUAAAUAAUUUUAAGUCAUCUAUAAGAAUGAUCAAGCAACCCUUUAUAAAGGAUAUAAAAUUUAAGUCAGUUUUAUAGAUGAAAUAAAUAUAAACGGAUGAGGAGUUAGCAAAAUUAAACAAUUCAGAAUCUGAUUCAAUGUUAAUUUUUGAAGAUAUAGAAGAUAACGGUGACAUUAAGAUCUCAGACUUAUGUAAGCAUUAUGUCAUUAUUUGUAUUCAAUCUAUAUGGAAUGUGAUGUAGUUACUUGGAAGAUCCUUAAGCUUAAUAUAUAACACAAUACAAUUAAUUAUGGCAUUUGUUUUAAUAUUUGGAUUCAUUUGUAUUUUUAUCUAGUAUAUUGAUCCAAAUAGUGAUUUAUUGAGUUAACUGAAUGCCAUCGAUUUUUUUUCGAAUUAAUUGGAUCAAAAUAGUUAAGAAAGUAAAAUGAAAUAGAUCCAAUUUUAAAUGGUUGAAGUAAUCACCAUUGCUAUAUUUAAGUUUGUAUUUAUCAUAAUUAUGUAUUUUGGUACAAAUAAUCGAAUUUAAUACUCAAAAAGUAUCUAUAUAUAAUUAUUUUAUAGACAGGUAAUUAAUUGACAAUGUUACAAACUUGACAGUAAUAAUCAGAAAAAAUUUGCUGAAUUUUACACUAAUUGGCCUUUUAACAACUUUAUAUCCUAAUUUAACAUUUACUAUCAAUAAUUCAAAUUGCUUUAAGGAAAUUUAGUAUAGGGAUGGCUAUUUAAUAAAAAUGGGACAGGUGAUAUCUAUGAAUGAGUAAUAGAAUUGCCCUAUUACUUUAACUUAUUUAAUUUCAUUAUAGAUAUUUGAAAGUCAAAUAACAACAACAAUAGGAUUAUUAAUUUUAUUAUUUUACCUGUUUACAGCAUUCUACAUAUUGUGUUUAAAAAGAAAAAACAAAAAUUUAAACGAGAUUUGA
Messenger RNA from Paramecium octaurelia, 1240 nucleotides. NCBI's taxonomy places the organism in Eukaryota, Ciliophora, Oligohymenophorea, Peniculida, Parameciidae. The record is from the annotation of a GenBank genome assembly.